Messenger RNA from Lactuca sativa (garden lettuce), 651 nucleotides. RefSeq lists its product as uncharacterized. The record is from RefSeq and is a predicted model, not a curated record. Lineage: Eukaryota; Viridiplantae; Streptophyta; Magnoliopsida; Asterales; Asteraceae.
AUGGGACAAAAAGGAGAGAGAGAUGCAUUUGUUUCCCAAGGUUUUGAUACUUGGAAUAAAAAAGAUGCAUUUCGGACUCAUGUGGGUGGUGUUGAUAGUUUUCACAACAAAGCAAGAGAAAAGUUACUUUUGAGUAUUUGUGAAGAGAUUGGUCAAGAUGUUUUUGCUUUACUAGUUGAUGAAUCUAGUGAUGUUUCAAAAAAGGAACAAAUGGAUAUUGUUUUGCGUUAUGUCGAUAGUAUUGGCUUUGUGAAAGAAAGAUUCAAAGGACUAGUGCACAUGAAUGAUACAUCCUCUUUGACACUCAAAAAUGCCAUAAAUGAAGUACUUACAAGUAAUAAGUUGAGUUUUAGGCAGAUAAGAGGACAAGGUUACGAUGGUGCUAGCAAUAUGCGAGGGGAAUUCAAUGGUUUGAAAGCUUUGAUAUUACAAGAGAAUGACACGACUUUUUAUGUACAUUACUUUGCACAUCAACUUCAAUUAGUAGUUGUGGCUGUAGCAAAGAAGCAUGAUGGUGUUAGUGACUUUUUUGUGCAAAUUUCGUUGGUGGUUAAUGUUGUUUGUGCCUCGUGUAAAAGAAAAGACUUACUACGAGAGCAAGCAAGAGAAAGGGUGCAAAAAGGCUUGUGUAGUGGUGAAAUUGAAACUUGA